AUUAAACUGAACUGUAUGCAUAUAUAUAUAUAUAUAUUCAUGCAGGGGAAAAGAAACAUCAACAAGAAGAAGAACGCAAUGGUGGUAACCAUUGAAAAAAUAGCACAAUACACGCAAAUCUAUCUAUCGAAAUUUUAUUGGUUCUAAAUAAAAUCAAUAUUUAACCAAUGAAACGUGAAAAUACAAAAAAAAAGAAAAAGAAAACCAUAGCUUUUGUAUAACUAACUUUUAAGUUCCAGUGGUAAUCUGUUAUUGUUGUUAUCGUUAUUGAGCGAUAGAAGUGUAUAUAUUACUUAACCGAUUCAGGAAAUAUUCUAACGGAUUAAUAAUAUUUGAGGAGUAAAGAAUAUAUGUAUACAUAGUUCAUGGUAAUAACUACGAAAGAAACAAUAUAAACCUACAGAAAAGUAUUUGUGAACAAAAUUUAAAAAUCUAUUUAAGUAUAUAUUAUUAGACAGAUAAUGAGUCAGCAACAAUUUCUUAUAACGCGGUUACCCGAGAAAAUUAUGCUACAAAUUUUCUCACAUCUAACUCAUCCAGAAUUAUGCAAUAUCGCACGUGUAUGCAAAAUGUGGCGUCGCUUGGCAUAUGAUCAGUCAUUGUGGCAGUCAUUGAAUUUACGUCCUGAGUAUGGUGGAAUAUUUGUAAGAUCAAUUGAUGAACUACUAAAUCUUAUUCACCAUCGAUCUGGAAGUGGAUUAAAACGCAUUGAACUAUCGAGUGAUUUAGUGACUAUACCUGUUUUAGAAGAAUUGGGCAAUCGAUGUCCUAAUCUACGUUAUUUAACUUUAGAUUUUAGUAAUGCUAUGCAACUACAUGAUUUCAAUGAGUUAGCUGCAUUUCCUUCAUCGAUUAAAUACUUAUGCAUUUGUUUAAGUGAUGUUAUAUUUAUGGAGGGAUUAAUGAGAAAAAUUUAUCCUUGUCUGUCAGCAGUUGAAGUUUUACAUUUGAUUGGUACAUUCGAAUUAGCCACAGAGGAAGAGGAAGAAAUCUAUGAGGUGAUCAAUAUUAGUAAAAUCAAAGCGCAUACGCCUAAUUUACGCGUCGUCAACUUAUUCGGCAUUAAUUUCAUUGAAGAUAGUCAUGUGGAACUGUUAGCCAGUAAUUGUAUCCAUUUGGAGUGUGUUGCAUUGAAUUUUUGUUUACAUGUUAAAGGAUCAUCAUUUGCAUUGUUGAUAGCAAAUUGUAAAAAGCUUAAAACGUUACUUCUUGAACACUGUGGUCUUCAAGAUGACUAUAUGAUGGCUGCACCAUGGGAAAAUUCUGGCAUAUGUGAACUGGAUAUUACGUCUACAGAAUUAUCUGCAGAAUGUCUUGAAAAUUUCCUUAUGCGUAUCCCAUAUUUCACUUAUCUAGCCGCUGGUCAUACAGACUUCUUCACUGAUCAGAUUCUGAAUACACUGUGUGAAAUGGGCAAAUUCAAACAAAUCAAGGCAAUUGACUUAAGUCAUACACCAGCAUUGGGUGAGCAAUCAAUAACAAAUUUCUUGAAAACUCAUGGUCAUCAGUUACAUGGUCUUAUGUUACAUGGAAAAGCUACUUUAGCUGAAUAUUUCUGGACAACAGUUAUUCCAUAUCUUGGAUCAAUAAAAGUAUGUGUCCUCGGAGCAUCCCAUGGAUGGUUUUUUAAAUAUAAUACUCGAGUGCAUAUUGAUAAAGUACUUGAAGGUUUUGCUGGAUGUUGUCCAAAUUUAGAAGCAUUAGAAAUACAAUGGGAUCCAGAUACUAUUCGUUUCAGUGAUAAGAGUAGAAAAUUUAUCGAUCGAAUAAGAAUCAAAUGUCCUCGAUUGAAGUCUUUAACUCUUAGUGAUGGUAAAUAUUAUGAAAUGGUUAAAGGAAAUUUUGAGAGAGCAGAAUGUCCACGUGUUGUACGUACUACUACAACAUAUAAUACAAGUAUUAUAAGCCUUUUGGAACGUUAUAAAGAUUUGAGAUUUAAUUGAAUUACAAGUUCUUAUUUAAACACACAUUAUGUUAUAUUCCAGUAAACUUUCUGGACAUCAGUCAGAAAACAUUUAUCUGAAAUGUAGAAAAAUAUGAAUUUUACUGUGUACAACAAAAAUGAACAUUUUUUCCUAAGGAUUUAGUAAAAAAAUCCAACAAUGAAGAAAUUGAACAUUUAACAAAAUUUAACGGCAAAUUUCAAUUUCGUCCAGAACUCAGGAUGGUGCCUAUCAUAAGUUAUAUGUAUGCUAAUUCACAUAUUUUCAGAUAUUUUUUCGUUUACUAAUGCUCUUCUCAAGUCUUAUUCUGUUUAAAUUUUCCUUCAUGAAUUGUUUUGUUUUGUUAAAGUAGGAAUUUUCAAAUCUUUACUUGUAAUUAUUUAACUUUUACUUUGUACAACCAUUUUUCAUGUAUCAGAAUGAAAGUGAAUCAAAGUGAAGGAACUUUAAUGUUCGUUGACAAGUGAUUUAUAGUUCUUCACUUUAUUACUUCUUAUAGAAUAAUGAAUAAAUUGUAAUAAAUAAAGGAAACUCUUACGUAGCUGAAACCAUCUCUAGGAAGGAUAUCUUGUGAAAAAAUAUUAGUCCGCUGGAAAACAGUGAAAAUGAAGGAGUAGUGUUAUGCAACGAAUACAUGAAAGAAAAAGCUAACCAUUUUAGAUUUAUUCAUAUAUAGAUUGGUUUCAUAUUUCAAUUUAUUAAAAUAAAUAAUUAUUUUACUGACUGUUUUCC
Molecule: messenger RNA, 2675 nt
Organism: Trichobilharzia regenti
Lineage: Eukaryota; Metazoa; Platyhelminthes; Trematoda; Strigeidida; Schistosomatidae
Source: the annotation of a GenBank genome assembly